Colossoma macropomum (tambaqui) is the source of this 4310-nucleotide messenger RNA. RefSeq names its product neurotensin receptor 1 (high affinity) (gene ntsr1). Gene Ontology annotation, cellular component: plasma membrane. NCBI's taxonomy places the organism in Eukaryota, Metazoa, Chordata, Actinopteri, Characiformes, Serrasalmidae. The coding region runs from base 447 to 1640 and encodes 397 amino acids. The record is from RefSeq and is a predicted model, not a curated record. Gene Ontology annotation, biological process: neuropeptide signaling pathway. The transcript is spliced from 4 exons. Gene Ontology annotation, molecular function: G protein-coupled neurotensin receptor activity.
CUCCACUCCUGCUGUAUAUCUGCGUUCCAGACUUUGUGCCAAGUCCAGCGUUUCUGUGAAGCGCUGGGAAUAAAACUGGUACACCUGUUCAGGUCGUCAAGGCUGCACGACAAUUCCUCUCUGCAAAUAAACGUGGAAAAAAAAAGAAGCAGAGCGCAGCCGUCCUUCAACGGCGCUGCGUCACCGCUCAAGGUUUCGGACGCAGCGCGCCUCCUCCUCGCCCGAGAGAUAUAAAAGCGCGCGCGCUCCAGCUUCUCCAACCCUGAGCGUCUUCAGACGGAGAGUGCAGCCUCCUCCUUCUCCUCCUUCUCCUCCUCCAUUGCCCGCGGCUCUCUCUGCUUCUCUUUCAGACUUUUAAUCCAAACACAUGCGCGCCAGAUGCGUCUGGAGCGCAGUCUGCUGACCGGUCGCUCAGCUUGCUGACGAACUGGACGAAGCUGAGCGCCAUGGACGCGAACGGAACCCUGACGGAGCGGAACUUCUCCAAGUUGCGCGCCCUGACGCAGCAACUUCUGGCCAACCACUCGGCGCCGUUCCACGCCAACGCUACCGCGCCUCAGGAGGACCUGGACGUGAACACGGAUGUGUACUCCAAAGCGCUGGUCACCGUCAUCUACGUGCUGCUCUUCGCGGUGGGCUGCCUGGGCAACUCCAUCACGCUGUACACGCUGCUGACCAAGAAGUCGCUGCAGAACCUGCAGAGCACCGUGCACUACCACCUGGCCAGCCUGGCCGUGUCCGACCUGCUGAUCCUGGUGCUGAGCAUGCCCAUCGAGCUCUACAACUUCAUCUGGGUGCACCACCCGUGGGCGUUCGGCGAGGCCGUGUGCAAAGGCUACUACUUCCUGCGGGACGGCUGCUCGUACGCCACGGCCUUUAACAUCGCGAGCCUGAGCGUGGAGCGCUACAUGGCCAUCUGUCACCCGUUCAAGGCGAAGAGCGCCAUGUCGCGCAGCCGCACCAAGAAGCUGAUCAGCGGCAUGUGGGCAGCCGCCUUCCUGCUGGCCACUCCGAUGCUCUUCACCAUGGGCGAGCGCACAGUGGACGGAGAGCCCAUAUGCACCACCAUCGUGUCCACGGCAACGGCGAAGAGCGUUCUGCAGGUGAAUGCAUUUCUGUCCUUCAUUGCUCCCAUGGUGCUGAUUUCAGUGUUGAACGGCAUCAUUGCCAGUCAGCUACUGCGCAUGUUCAGAGAAGCUGCCCAGGACAACCGCAUCUGUGUCGUCGGGGGCAACGCCACCAUGCUUAGUGUUGCCGUGGAGCCCAACCGCGCCCAGUCCCUGCGCCAUGGUGUUAUGGUGUUGCGCGCUGUGGUUAUUGCCUUUGUGGUCUGCUGGCUGCCCUAUCACGCCCGACGACUGAUGUACUGUUAUGUCACCGAUUGGACAGACACGCUCUAUGACUUCUACCACUACUUCUACAUGGUCACUAAUGUGCUGUUCUAUGUCAGCUCAGCUAUAAACCCUGUCCUGUACAACCUGGUCUCAGCCAACUACCGGCAGAUCUUCUUCUCCACGCUCAGCUACUUCUGUCUACCAUGCCGGCGUAAGAAGCAAACGCGCAUGCUCACCAGGCACUCCAUCAGCAUCUGCAGCAACCAGACCUUCUCCACCAAUAUCGUCAAAGAGACCGUCUACUGACCAGUAACAGCACUCCAGCGCUCAGACCCUCUGGUCCACUGCAGUGGAGCCGAUAAGUACCUGUAUGAAAUGAGAGAAUGUGUCCAUGUGGGAUUCUCACUCCUCCUUAUGUCUGUAACUGGAAUUCUCCCCAUAGACAGGCAUUGCAGACUAGCUGUGAAAGACACAGUGACAACGUGCAAGAGAAACGGCCAAGAUGUAGCCUUGCUGCAGAGCUUAAUAUACAAUGUGAUGAGAGGAAACCGACAGUUUAAAUGAUGGUGUAAAUAGUGUACAUAUAAUAUUUUGAAUGUACAUUCAGAUUUAUAUAUAUAUAUAUAUAUAUAUCUUAACACAUGAAAUUAUUACACAAAUGAAGAAAUUAUGAAAGGACAAUCAGUAGGGUAUUACUGACAGUUAUAAACUGUGGCUGUUAUACAUAAAGACAUUUAUACAAAACAAUCAUGCAAAAUUACUGUUUAUUUGCUGAAUUUAACAUAUUGGGGGGAAAAAUGUGGCUUGUGCAAAGGUUAUGCCACAUUUUACACUGCAUAUUAGUUUUUUAACCCCCCAAUAUGUUAAACUUGGCAAACAAAUAGACAUCGUGCACCAAAAUUUGCAGAAAAAUGCAUUAAGUGUAUGAAAAUGUGCAGUUAUUUUCACUCACAAAAUCAACAGAACAUGUAAUUCGACCAAAGUGUUCUAACUUUUGCAUACGACUGUAUAUAAACAUAUUUCAGCAUUUCAGGCAAAAGUCCUUUCAGUCACAUCAGCUGUGCUUAACUGAUGAAAUAUUUCUGAUUCAAAGGACUUGAAGGACAUAGGCGAUCGUGAGAGACGUGCACAGAUGCAGAAAAGGAAAUGAAAGCUAUAGAGUUUAUGUGGAGUCACUGAGUCAUUCACUGCCUCACACCGGGCGACUGUGAGCACAUGGAAAUGGCCCAUUAGGAAUUCUUUCCCAACUGACAAAGCACAACAGGGACACCGAAGGCAGACUCUGCCGCAUUGUCCGAUAAUCGUUUUCCUGGCGACGCUUUGCGGCAUUGUUUCUUGCCAUGAUGUCGCCGUGGCAACGCUGCGAGGUUAACAAGGCAGCGUUUGACUGUUCAAAGCGAGAGCAGAGGGAGGAAAGGCCAGCCGUGGGUUUGCACACAGCAGAUCUCUCGCUUCUAGUCACUUUCCCACAACAAAGUCUUGGGUGACUUUCUCUCUGCAGUGCACCGAUUGCCAGGGCAAUGAUGAGCGAGCAACAGUUAUUAACACUGGGUGAGGGAGUUCCCACUCCGUUCACUGCUCUGCUGCGUGUGGCUGUCAUGAUAGAAAACAAAGAAAAAGAACACGAAGGACAAUGAAGAUCGCUCACAAAAGCUGCUCAUCAGUGAGAAACCCAGGCGUGGGCAAAGCUGAGAGGAACUCCAGCUUAAAGAACAGCAAACUUUGAGAUACAGGGUAAUCAGCAGAGCACAGACGAUAAAAAGAAAGAAAUUACAGAGCUUGCUGAUUGGAUGAGGAGUCCUAAAUGAGGCUGGAGGGCUUUUAUGAUUCAGAUAAUACACUUUUGAUCACUGUGGAAAGAAAAAUGCGUGGCUGUUUGAUUCAAAUGGAGAUGCAUCCUGCAGAAAUUUGACCAACUUUGACCAUGCCUGGAUUGGCCCCAUAACUCAAACGAUCUCAUGCAGCAGUCCAUAGGCCUCGUGUUGAUUAAUGGCCCCCAUCCUUUGGCCUGUAACGCAGCAGAGAGGCUUUAGCUGGCCCCAGAAGUGUAAAACACGCCAUUACGAUUCUCUCACAGCCUGCAGCGCUCGCUCAUAUCCAUCUGGAUAAAAUAAUGUAGGAUUAUUCCUCUAAUAGACAAGCGAGAUAUGCGCAGAGGCCAGUUAACACUGAAGGCGAGUGGAUGUGUAGCCUUGCGAGGAAGUGUUUUCCAUUAGAGGAACAGUGUGUGCAGUGGUGCGGGUUAACUGAGAGGUGUGAUAAGAGCUGAGAGAGUGCAGGGUGAGAGCACAACUACCGAGAGAAAGAAAGAACAAGAGGCCCAUAUACAGUGAGGGUGGUAGCAGUGUUUUCAGUGCUGGCACUUUGUAGCUCAGUCAAACAGAAGUGAGUGGCCAGAUGGAGGAGAACAUGAUGUGAGAGGUUGUACACGACUGCUGCCUGCUUUUUCUUCUCAGUGUGUCUGUCUGUCUUUGUACUGAACAAGGUGUGCGUUAGAGGUCUGUACAGUAGGGCUGAAAAAGUCAUCUUUUUACAUCAAAAUUACAUUUAAACAGGGUUCAAAUCACAAGAGCUGCAUAUUUAAUCAUAGUCUACAUUAUCAACAACACUGAGUGCGUUUACAUGCACUUAAUAAUCCGAUAACUGCAGAAAAUCAGAUUGUGUCAGUAAUCCAGUCAACACGUUUACAUGUGAGUAAUCAGGCAACAGGGAAACUCCGGGUCAGGCAGUAAUCAGAUUUCUGUUGUACAACCAGCCAAUAAACUCACAGAAGACGACGUGAUGUAAACGUAAGGUAAACCUCAAACUUCAUGCCACGACUUUUUUUUAAAAGCACAACUUUACUCGAAAAUAUGAACUUAUAUCAUCUAGAAUAUUUAAAUUCUUUCACUACGUUUGGUUUCAGCACCGCUUUUCGGUCUGUUUCCGCACAUGUGCAGACUGAGAAAUCCGAAAGAAAUCAGAGUAAGAGUUUAC